This is a messenger RNA of Aspergillus steynii IBT 23096, 1599 nucleotides long. Its product is annotated as glycosyl hydrolase family 79 C-terminal domain-containing protein. The record is from RefSeq and is a predicted model, not a curated record. The transcript has a single exon. NCBI's taxonomy places the organism in Eukaryota, Fungi, Ascomycota, Eurotiomycetes, Eurotiales, Aspergillaceae. The coding region runs from base 1 to 1599 and encodes 532 amino acids.
AUGAAAUACCUCUCGCUCCUCCUCCUCUCCAACUGGGCCCUCGCGUCCAUCUCCAUCCCCCUCAACACCACCCGGCGAAUUCUCCGCCCCGACCUCUACGGCUACUCCAUCGAGCCCUCCUCCCUGACCCCCUACCUCCAAAGCGACCUCGCCGCCACCGUCCUCGGUCACAUCGCCUCCAUCGCCGGCACCCCAGCCACCAUCCGCGUGGGCGGCAACAUCGCCGACCAGACCAUCUUCGACGAAACCCUCUCCGUCCCAUCGCUCGCCCUCCCCAACGACACCGUCGUCGACACCCUCACCAUCCAAGAAUCCUGGUUCCACAACUGGACGACCUACUUCCCCCCGUCCACCCCCUUCAUCUACACCCUCAACCUCCGCAACACCACCUCCUCCUGGUCGACCGCCAUGUCCCAAGCCUCCGCCGCAAUCCGCAUCCUCGGGCCCUCGCUCUCCCUGCUGGAACUCGGCAACGAAAUCGACCACUACAUCUCGAAGAACUGGCGUCCCUCCACCUGGAACACGACCUCCUACACCGCCCAAUGGAAGACUCUAACCCACCAACUCACCACCGCGCCAUUCUACACCAACGCCUCGCAUAAACCCCUCUUCCAAGCCGCCGUCUUCGCCGACCCCCCCCUCGUCCCAGACCAACACGACGCCCUCGACGACUUCGACAUCGUCAACGUCACCCGCGCCGGACUCAUCAACCCGCGCCUGAUCAAAAGCUACACAAUGCACCUCUACCCGCAAUCCACCUGCGACCCGCCCCGCGAAGCCAGGCUGAGUCUAAACCUCCUCUCCAACCACUCCGUCAUCCGCACAAACAUAUCCCAAUACAUACCCCAAGUCGCGGCCGCAGAGCGCGCAGGGAGCAUACUCACCCUGGGUGAAACAAACUCUGCAUCAUGCAGCGGUCGAUCAGGCAUUAGCGAUACCUUCGGGGCGGCGCUGUGGGCGGUAGACUAUGUGCUGCAGGCGGCGAGUAUAGGGCUACAGCAGGUUUUGUUUCAUCUGGGGCAUGUGAGUGAGUACUCUGCCUUUACUCCGCUGCCGUAUGAGUAUAAAGGGGAGAGGUUGGAGGCCGGGGUUAGGGCGCAUUUCAUGUCGCAUUUGUUUUUGGCGCAUGCUGUUUCCGAUCAGGGAGUUGGGGGGCAGGGAGAGAAAAGGAACGGGGAGAGGACGAUUUCAGCACUGCCUGGGGAUGAGGAUGGGUUUAGUGGGUAUGCGGUGUUUGGGCCCAGGAGGUUGGAGAAGCUGGUCUUUGUGGAUUUGGGGGUUUGGAAUUCCACCGAGGGGACGGGGAAUCCGUCGACGUUGAGAGCGACGGAUUCGGAGUUCAAGUCGGACGGGGAGAGGCCGGUGAGGAGCGUGGAGGUGAAGACGGGGUGGAGGGCGGGAGAGAGCGUGGAUGUGUUGAGACUGCAGGGGCCAGGCACGAAUGCGAAGAGUCAGGUUAGUGUGUCCGGGCUGGAGGUGGAUACAUUGACUGGGGCGUUGGUGGGCGAGAAGAGGGAGGAGAAGCUGGUUGUUGGGGAUGGGGGGUUGGUGCAGUUUGAACUGCAGCAGGCGGAGGCGAUUUUGUUGCAAGUGAAGUAG